This is a messenger RNA of Pieris rapae (cabbage white), 1912 nucleotides long. RefSeq names its product insulin-related peptide 4. Gene Ontology annotation, molecular function: hormone activity. The transcript is spliced from 5 exons. Lineage: Eukaryota; Metazoa; Arthropoda; Insecta; Lepidoptera; Pieridae. Bases 139 to 594 code for a protein of 151 amino acids. Gene Ontology annotation, cellular component: extracellular region. The record is from RefSeq and is a predicted model, not a curated record.
AGCGAGUGCGACGCGUGCGCCGGUUACAGCGUGGCCACUGACCGGCGCAGAAACACGAGCGCGUACGGUGCGACACGACUGCGAACACAACAGUGCGAUCACCAGCACGGAGACGGGAAAAAAUACCAGUUAUCCAAGAUGUCUUUGGUAAAGUCGGUACAUUUUGCCGUGAUCACAGUAAUCUUGCUGGUGGAUACGGGUUAUUCAGCGCCACCCGCUUUCAAAUUGUGCGGCAGACAACUUGUGGAGACCAUGGAAGGUCUCUGCAAAGAGUACAAUAGCCCUCCUUGGGACGUACCCACAGUAAUUGAACAGCCUACAGGCGCAGUCAGACGGAAAAGGCAAAUGGGCAUUGCGGAUCGAUGUUGUGUCUCGUCUUGUCGGGCAACUGAACUUUUACAAUACUGCUCCGUAAUAAAAUUAGAGACACCACUGGAGCUGACAGACGAGCACUUGAUCGAGGAUCGCUCCGCGGAGGCUUCGAGUGGCGUGCCAGCAGCAGUGGUAGCGAAGGAGUCAUCAGAGCGGCGCUCGGUACGAGGUCGCAGUCGCGGAAACUCGAAAGGAAUGCCGCGCGCGCUGCCCCCGUGGUAGGCACCGUCUCGCCCCUACUGACCUGGGGAAGAACUUUAAACACUGAUUUACCGUCAGCAGAAAGAGACCGCUAUGCAUAUAUUGCGGUGUAUUCGUAAAAGAUUCGAACAAUAAUGUUACUUUUUGAUGACUACGGCCCCUAGUCUGGUAGACACGACCGAUCAGUAUAAUUAGCUAGAAAAUUGUAGAUAAAUACAACAAUAAGUAGCCAAUGAAUUAGGAUCAAGAUUACAUCAAUACCUAAACAAGGGGAAAAAACUGUUUUGUUCCAUUCUACGUAAUUAAAUUUUUUUAUCCGUUACAUGUAAUGACGUAAUUUUCGUUGCUAUCUAUGGUCUCAUUCAGGAUACUUUUUCACCACAUAAUAAAAUCACCUUAAAAAUAAUCGAUAAUGAGGUUUGACACUUCUUUGCCUCUUGUGGUCAACAUCCACUACACCAUACAUAUAACAAUAAAUGAUGUAAUAUCUUUGUAAUAGCAGACUUGGGGCCUAUACUUGUAUUAUCAAUGCCAUAAUAAGUCUAUCUCUGAAACUUUCAGCAAACUAGGUUAUUAGAUAAUAACGUGUGCAUGUAGUACGUAGAAAAAUCUAGGAUUUAUAAGUUAUUGUAGCUUGAAAACAAGUUCCUUCCUAGAAAUGUGUUCAAGUAUUAAAUAAUCUAAAAUUUAAGAUAAUCAAAUUAUGAUAAUCCUGAUAGUAAACUGCGAACUAGACUAACUCUCUGUUUUGAUGUUAUAUGGUAUACCAUAUGGCUAUUAUCCAGUUCUUACAUUCAGAUUUCGCACAGUAACUAGCACUAUCUUAGGUGGGGGAAAAAUAGACAGUAGAUAUACAUCUAUUUGGGCACUAUAAACGACAGUAAUAGUAAAGAAAAUAUUACUUUUAUUUAAUUUUUGUUCAAUCUGGCAAACUCAACUAUGUUUAGUCUAGUUCAGUAAAAUCAGAUAGAUUAUAUUGUACUUUUGAAAUGUUCAUUAGAUAGGCGAUUUACGUACAUAAAAACAUGCCACACGCUCAUAAUAUAAGAAUAAUAAUGUAAAUAUUCAUAAAUGCAUUGUAAUAACUCUAAAACUAUGUAACACCUACCACAUAAGAUUCAAAGAUCUCUUAAGCAUCUGUGAUAAUCCAAUUGAUAAAGUAAUUCAUUAACUUAUGAACUUUUAGUAAUAUCAUGUUUUUAGAUUAACAUGUCUCUGUGUUUGCGACGCAUGUCCGGGUAAAAUGAUAUGUAUAUUUGAGGUGACUGAUUAAACAAAUUCUGUUUUUAAAUAAAUUUUUUUUCUUCCCAGUUCAAAUCAAAUAAAAUUUUAAAAAUUG